AGGCAGAUCCAAAUGAGCACAGCCAAAGAACAAUUAUGAAAAAAAAGAAAGAUGAGAUUAAUAAUAAUAAUGAACACAAGCAUUUCUUUUUCCUGCUUGUGACUGGGAGUGGGUGACUGGCAGUACCUGCAAUUCUCAGAAAAUGCCACACCUCAUAUCCUCUUUGAUCGAGGAACCUCUCCUUUUUCUGAUCUUUCAUUGAGAUCCACCACCCCCCAAAACAACUCAAGAUCACUUCCAAGAUUAGAAUCCCCUCAAAAUCCUCAAAAGUGAAAAUUGCAUUGCUUUCUCAACCCUGACCAUCUCUUCUGUUAUUUUAUUUUUUUUUCCUUUUGAGUUAAUUUAUGGGUUCCAUUUCAAUUUUCCAUCUUUGCUGAGAUUUGGGUCUCUCCCCCUCUUCAACUUCACAUCUUUAGCAGCUCAAAAGAGGAGAAAUAUUGCUGACAGGUAUUUGUUUUGCGAUAUUGCAUUGUCACCAUGCUUAAGAAAAUUCUCAGCAAACUCCCGCGUAAAUCACAAAAUACUGAUUCGUUCGAUUGUGGUGGAGUUGAUUCUGGCAACAUUUCUACGAACUUUGGCAAUGGAAUCCAAACUAUAAGCUGUACAAAUACUUUUUCUAGUCGGCUAAGCGUUGUUAAGCGGGUGUCUUCUGCUGUUUUUCCCGCAAGCAUCAUGACUGGAGUAGAGGCAGUGGAGCCCCAUCUAUCAUUUAAAGAUGUUUCAAAUCAACAGAAGCAGAACCUGUUUAUCAGUAAGUUAAAUAUGUGCUGCGAGGUGUCUGAUGUCAAUGAUCCAGAUAAGAAUUCUGUUGAGCAAGAUCUGAAACGCCAAACAUUGUUAGAGCUUGUUGAUUUUGUUUCUACUGGAUCAGCAAAGUUUACAGAUCCGGCAAUUGCUGCAAUGAGUAAAAUGUGUUCAAUUAACCUCUUCAGGGUUUUCCCCCCUAAGUGUCGUUCUAAUAGUAGUGGGGGGGAGGCAGAAGAUGAAGAGCCUUUGUUUGAUCCUGCUUGGUCUCAUUUGCAAAUUGUGUAUGAGCUACUACUUCGGUUUAUUAGUUAUAGUAAUCUUGAUGUCAAGGUGGCAAAGAAGUUUGUGGAUCAUGCUUUUCUUUUGAGAUUACUUGACUUGUUUGAUUCUGAGGACCCAAGGGAAAGAGACUGUUUGAAAACAAUUCUGCAUAGGAUUUAUGGGAAAUUUAUGGUACACAGACCUUUUAUUCGCAAGGCGGUCAGCAAUAUCAUCUACCGUUUCGUUUUUGAAACUGAAAGACACAAUGGAAUUGCAGAGCUGUUGGAGAUUUUUGGGAGUGUUAUUAGCGGCUUUGCCUUUCCUUUAAAAGAGGAACACAAGAUAUUCUUGUGCAGGGCUCUGAUUCCUCUACACAAACCAAAAUCUGUGGGUAUUUAUCAUCAACAGCUGACAUAUUGUGUUGUUCAGUUCAUAGAUAAGGAUCCGAAGUUGGCUUGUACUGUGAUUAAGGGGCUUUUAAAAUACUGGCCAGUGACAAAUAGCCAGAAGGAGUUGAUGUUUAUCAGUGAAUUGGAAGAGGUUUUGGAAAUGAUUAGCUUAGCUGAGUUCCAAAAGAUCAUGGUUCCACUAUUUCGACGUAUAGGAUCCUGCCUCAAUAGUUUGCAUUACCAGGUAGCUGAGCGAGCCCACUUGCUAUGGAAUAAUGAGCACGUUCUUAAUCUUAUUGCACAUAACCGUCAGGUGAUUGUGCCUCUCGUCUUCUCAGCUCUUGAACGAAACUCGCAGAAUCACUGGAAUCAGGCAGUCCUCAACCUUACACAAAAUGUCAAGAAGGUCUUUUAUGAUAUGGAUGAAGAGCUAGUGCUUGCCUGCCAACGCAAGUUGGAGGAGGAAAAUUCCCUCUCUAAUGCAGUAGCUGAGAAGCGGAGACUGACAUGGGAACGCCUUGAAAAUGCUGCCAGUUUCCAACCUCCAGCGGUUAAUGUUAUAACUCCUACCAAUCUUGUCACGUGCUCCGUCGCAUGCUAGCACUUGUCCGGGAACACAAACAGGCAUUUGCAGAUCUGAUUGCAGUACUGAAAGUGAGUUCUUAAUCAAAGAUUGACCCCAAGUUUGAAAUGCCAAAAUCAGGGUAUCUGUUCUAAGAUGUUGCAUUAUAAGUUGAUUGAGCUGUGAUGCUGCUGCCUCAAAAGGUUUUGUUUGAAGCAUUGGCACUUGUUGGGUAGAAAUAGAAUCCUUUGCUUGCAAUUGUGUAUUGACAAACCUCUUGUGUAAAUUACCAGUCUUGUCUGUUCUUGCAUUUGUUCUAUUCACAUAAGAGUUGUAUCCAAUCUCUCCUUCUUAAGAAUAUGGAGAUCCCGCUCUCUUACUAGACUUAUAUAACAACAAUAUUCAAGCAGUUUGCUUUGAUAUAUUACAGAUGUAAAGCUAAUUAAUGUAUUUAUGAUAAGUUAAGCUUUGCAGGUAUAAA
Tripterygium wilfordii is the source of this 2440-nucleotide messenger RNA. RefSeq names its product serine/threonine protein phosphatase 2A 57 kDa regulatory subunit B' kappa isoform-like. Lineage: Eukaryota; Viridiplantae; Streptophyta; Magnoliopsida; Celastrales; Celastraceae. Gene Ontology annotation, molecular function: protein phosphatase regulator activity. The record is from RefSeq and is a predicted model, not a curated record. Gene Ontology annotation, biological process: signal transduction. The transcript has 3 exons. Bases 478 to 1998 code for a protein of 506 amino acids. Gene Ontology annotation, cellular component: protein phosphatase type 2A complex.